Molecule: messenger RNA, 1051 nt
Organism: Oldenlandia corymbosa var. corymbosa
Lineage: Eukaryota; Viridiplantae; Streptophyta; Magnoliopsida; Gentianales; Rubiaceae
Source: the annotation of a GenBank genome assembly
UUCUCUUUGUUUCCUUUUUGGCUAAAAAUGUCUGAAGAGUUAGAGUGGGUUGACCUUGCUCGUUUGGUCGACGAGGCCGAAGACUUUAUACUCCGGCGAGAAGCUAGCUGGUCUUUAGAUUCAUUUACAAAGAAUGUCAUGGAAGAUGUGAUAAUGGAGCUGAGGUUUCUGUCUAUAUUUUUCGGUUACUUUGGCCUAUGGAGUCUUGCACCAUCAGCAGCACCACCAUCUUCACGUCCAUCAUCGCCAAUGUCACACCUUGAUGGUGACGAGAUGGAUUCCCUGUUGAUCGAAGUUUCAGCAAUAGGAGAAGAAUUAGAUAGAUUUUUUCAGCAUCCUUUGUUUGACAGAUUCAGUGAGGAUCCUCAGCAGAAGUUGAUUGCUAAGUUGGUCAACUUGGGAAGAAGUGUUAGGCAUCCCUUUCGAUCUAAGAGGUCCAAAUUGCUUCGGGUUCUCAUCCCUUUGAGAGAUUCCAUUGCUUCUGUGCAGUCACGGGCGAGGUAUGUUUACCAGGGAUUCUCUUUGUCCCGCUUAUCGUUCCACCUUCAGCCUAACUGGUCUGAAACAGAAGUUGAUUAUGACUGGAAGCUUUUCCGUUUCUUGCUGGAGAAAAAUCUGACAUGUUUCAAGUAUCAAAGCUCUGAAAUCGAUUCCCUGUUUAAAACCUUGAGGCGGAUUCUGGAUUCACUGGAUUGGCUUCUCACUACAAGUAGGAGUAAUAGUGGUAAUACUAACAAUUAUCCACGUUGGCCGCCUUGGAAGGAGAAUGUGAUGGCUCAUCAGUUCAUAGGUAUGCUUCUUCAUGUUGCUCAUUGUUAUUGCCUUUGCUGUUUGAGUCCAUCAGAUGGAUUAUGUUAACAGAUAUGUGUGAGCGCAUAGGGAAUCUGCACCAUGAAAUGGAUCCUCCAACUCCAGAGUUCCUAGACAUUAUUUUGGGAUCCUUUGGACUGUAUGAUGAUCAGGAAAGAUUUGUUUUCUCUUUUGUGGAUUAUAUAUGUGGUGUCCAAGAUGAUUUUGAACUUCUUCGCAAUGAAUUCAUGUCCCUUUUUAU